CUAGAUUUAGAUCUUGAUCUGGUUUCUCAGUUCUGCUAAAAUGGCGAAUUACAUUUCUUUUUAUUUACAUUGAUGUUUUGGUUUACAAUGUAAAACAGGGUGGAAGUUGUAUGCAAUUAUGGAAACACCACCCUCGUUUGUUGAAGAAAUCGACUUCAAAGAACUUGAGUUCUUAGAGGUUGUAGGAAAAGGUGCAUUUGGUGUUGUAAGUCGAGCAAGAUGGCGAGGCAAAGAUGUAGCAGUGAAACGCAUAGAAACCGAGUCAGAAAAAAAAGCAUUUAUGCAGGAGUUGAAGCAAUUGUCCAGAGUUAAUCACCCAAACAUUGUCAGGCUAUAUGGGGCAUGCAGAGAACACCCUGUUUGUCUUGUUAUGGAAUAUGCUGAAGGAGGGUCUCUCUACAAUGUCCUCCACGGCUCUGGUCAGCAACCACGAUACACACCAGCUCACGCCAUGAGCUGGUGUCUACAGUGUGCCAGGGGUGUUGAGUACCUACACAAUAUGAAGCCUAAGGCUUUGGUUCACAGAGACUUGAAACCUCCAAAUUUACUUUUGAUAAUGGGAGGCACAGUGCUGAAGAUCUGUGAUUUUGGCACUGCUUGUGAUAUACAAACCCACAUGACUAACAACAAGGGGAGUGCAGCGUGGAUGGCUCCAGAAGUGUUUGAAGGGUCCAUCUACAGUGAAAAGUGUGAUGUCUUCAGCUGGGGUAUAAUCUUAUGGGAGGUUCUCACACGGAGAAAACCCUUUGAUGAAAUAGGGGGUCCUGCGUUUAGAAUCAUGUGGGCUGUUCAUAAUGGUAGAAGACCUCCUUUCAUACAGAAGUUGCCAAAGCCACUUGAAGUUCUUAUGACAAGGUGCUGGUCAGGCAACCCAUCAGAGAGGCCUUCCAUGGCUGAGGUGGUCAGGGUGAUGACCUACAUGUGCCAGUUUUUCCCAGGAGGUGAUGAGCCGUUGGUUAUAUCAAGGAUUCAGGACCUUGAUGAUGAGGAGGAAGACAUGGAGUCCAAUAGGCCGUACAUGGAAACACCAAGUGUUGCCAUGACUGGGGAGUCCCGAGCCAGCACAAUCAGUGAUACUCUACGGUACCAUGACACAAGACAUGCUUACAAUACUCCUGUUGUUGUUGAGGAUAAUAAAAUACAUCGGGGUCAGAUGAGUGCACCACCAUCUUUAGCUGCCAGCCGUGAAAGUCUAAAUGACCCCAGGGGGUCAAGGUCAGCUACGCCAGUGGAUUCUGGGAAGAGAUUCUCUGCCGAUCUUACUAAAUUGGAUGAACUGGAUUUGUCAGGUCAUCAGGCCACAGCUCAACCCCACAAAGUGGCAGGUCAUAGAAGGUCAGGGUCACAAGGAACCACACCCGCUUAUGUGGGGGCACCAGGACCUCCCUAUGUCCAGACUCCCCAGGGCCCAAGGCAGGGCCGGAGCGGCUCCAUGGACAACAUUCUCCUUGUACGGCCCAGCUUCUCUAACUUCCCACAAAUUAUUGUAACCCCCUCACCUCCAGCGGAAGGUAUUGGACAUCGACGCAUUGGCUCAGACGAGUCCUCCUCCAUCUCCACACCUCUGACCAUCAACACAGGUGUCAGCAGCCCUGUCCACAGCCCAGGUAUCACCAACCCUGUCCACCACAGCAACACCUACCCCAGUCAGCUGGACUACUGUGGCCGGCCAUCUUAUCGAGGCCCAGGUGACAACCAGACAGUGCCCUCUCCGUCAAGGUCAAUAUCCUACCAGCACCCACCCCAUGAGCAGGUUGAUGUUUCUCCUAGAUCUGCCUCAGUCAGCUCCAAUGUUCAUCUGCCCAAGAUGGCACGACAAGGACAUGAAGCAGCAUUUGCCAAUGUGGAACACACCUACUUAAAUAAUGACGCCUACUUUUCUCUUGAACCACAUUUGCAGCCCAUCCCACCCUGUCCUUCUAACAAAGAAUCUAUGCAAAUUUUUGAAGAACAUUGCACUCUGGCUCAGCAGUACUUAAGAAUGCAGGCAGAAAUUGCUGUACUCACACAAAGAAAACAUGAACUCAACAAAGAGCGAGAGCGCCAGGAAGAGCGGAGUCUACAGAACAGAACACAUCUGGCUGAGCUGGAGGAAUACACCAAGCUGUCUGCUGAAAAUGAAAGUCUGAUGAGUGUCCACAGGGAACUGAAGGCCCAGGUAGAGAUGUACAAAAAAGCAGGUGCAAAAAGGAUUGGCUAACUGGCCCCAAAUGUACGGCUUGGGGUGGUUUGUUAGAAGACAUCAGGUACCUGAACUCAUUGAGGCAGGGGGAUUAUUCCAGAGUUGAGUCCCUUUGUAAAUUGUGGUGUUCAGUUGUCAGUCACUAGCCAACAGUUUAAAAAAUUUUACAAUGAUUUUGUUUCUUCUAAAAUGUGUUUGUAAAAAAAGUAAAGUAAUGAAAGUUGUAUAAAUUUGUAAAUAAUUGUUCUAGUAACUCUAUGCAUUGCUUUUAUUGUAUUCAAUAUCUACUUGUUGGAGAAUGGAAGUGACAUCAAAUAUGUUGACAUUAUAGGCCUACAGCUGUCUGUGUUUUUUAACUGUUGGAUUUUACAAAGCAUUUUCUUUAUUUAAAAACUCCUUUGUGUUCUUAGCUAAGAAUUUUUAAACAAAAUAUUCAAGACACAAUCUAUGUAGACACUGUCUUAAGGUAGCUUGACCACAUGGACACUGUCCUAAGGUAGCUUGACCAUUUAGACACUGUCUUAAGGUAGCUUGACCAUCUGAACACUGUCUUAAUGUAGCUUGACCACAUGGACACUGUCCUAAGGUAGCUUGACCAUUUAGACACUGUCUUAAGGUAGCUUGACCAUCUGAACACUGUCUUAAUGUAGCUUGACCACAUGGACACUGUCCUAAGGUAGCUUGACCAUUUAGACACUGUCUUAAGGUAGCUUGACCAUCUGAACACUGUCUUAAUGUAGCUUGACCACAUGGACACUGUCCUAAGGUAGCUUGACCAUUUAGACACUGUCUUAAGGUAGCUUGACCACAUGGACACUGUCUUAAUGUACUUUAAACCCUACUCACCUAUCUGACUUAGGUCACAAUUAUGACAGCUCUAGCAAGUCACAGAACUUUUGGUUUGUCCUAUGAUGCCAAGUUUUUCUCAGCAGAAAGUAGUUGGUUUUGUUUUGUAAUGUUAUCAGUGGUUGAAAUAAACUUGUUCCUAUAUAAACUGAUUUCAUUUAAU
This is a messenger RNA of Physella acuta, 3191 nucleotides long. Its product is annotated as mitogen-activated protein kinase kinase kinase 7. Gene Ontology annotation, molecular function: MAP kinase kinase kinase activity; ATP binding. NCBI's taxonomy places the organism in Eukaryota, Metazoa, Mollusca, Gastropoda, Physidae. Gene Ontology annotation, biological process: JNK cascade; positive regulation of canonical NF-kappaB signal transduction; protein phosphorylation. The record is from RefSeq and is a predicted model, not a curated record.